Mangifera indica (mango) is the source of this 1256-nucleotide messenger RNA. RefSeq names its product protein BOBBER 1-like. The transcript is spliced from 6 exons. Gene Ontology annotation, biological process: protein folding. Bases 161 to 1063 code for a protein of 300 amino acids. Gene Ontology annotation, cellular component: cytoplasm. The record is from RefSeq and is a predicted model, not a curated record. NCBI's taxonomy places the organism in Eukaryota, Viridiplantae, Streptophyta, Magnoliopsida, Sapindales, Anacardiaceae.
CCUCUUUUGUUUCUGUUUCUCCUUGGAUUUAAGCUCUCUUUUUUUGCGACACCAAAUCCCCAAUACCAUUAACAUUCUUCACAUCGUAUUACUUAAAUUCCCUCAUCUCUGGAACUUUCUCACUCUAUCGUUUACUCAGUUCGAAACUCUUUUUUAAUUGAUGGCGAUCAUCUCAGAUUAUACGGAAGAAGAGAAGAAGCCUGAGGUCAAGAAUGAGGCCUCAGCUUCUGCGUCCACAUCGACAUCCUUCAAGACGACGCCGUUUAGUUCGACUUUUGACGCUUCGAAUCCGCUAGGGUUUCUGGAGAAGGUGUUUGAAUUCGUGGCGAAUGAGAGCGACUUUUUGACCAAGGACACAGCGGAGAGCCAGAUCACGGCGGUGGUGCGAGCGGCCAAGGAGAAGAGAAAGAAGUCGGUGGAGGAUGUCAAACCUAAGAAAGUUACGAAGGGGAAGGAGGAGGAUCAAGAUUUGGAAAAAUUGCCGACGAUCGACGUCAAGAAAGCUCCGCCGCCAGAGCCACAGCUUGAUGUUAAUGGAAAUAAAACUAAAGCUCCAAAUAAAGGAAAUGGUCUUGACCUGGAUAAUUAUUCGUGGACACAAACCCUGCAAGAGUUAUCUAUUAUUAUUCCAGUCCCUAAUGGGACCAAAUCAAGAUCUGUUGUGUGUGAUAUAAAGAAGAACCAUCUAAAAGUUGGACUUAAGGGUCAGCCUCCAAUUAUUGAUGGGGAACUUAGUCAGAAUAUCAAGCCUGAUGAUUGUUAUUGGAGCAUAGAGGAUCAGAAUUCCAUCUCUAUUCUUCUGACCAAGCAGAACCAGAUGGAAUGGUGGAAAUCAUUGCUGAAAGGAGAUCCUGAAAUUGACACUCAGAAAGUUGAACCUGAAAACAGUAAACUAUCUGAUCUGGAUCCAGAAACAAGGCAGACAGUUGAAAAGAUGAUGUUUGAUCAGAGGCAAAAGUCCAUGGGUCUCCCAACUAGCGACGAGAUGCAGAAGCAAGAGAUUCUAAAGAAGUUUAUGGCUGAGCAUCCGGAGAUGGAUUUCUCAAGGGCGAAGCUCUCAUAAAUACAGCAGCUGGGAAGUAUAUGUUAGUCAAUAUAUUCUACAAUAUGAUUAUGUAGUGGCUACCAUUAAAGCUUGUGGUGGAGUAUUAAGUUUUGCAGGGUCUUUAUAUUUUGUUAACAUUAUAUUGGACAAAUGUUUUCUGUUUGUUGACUUACCUCUGAGAGUCUGAAUUGAAGAAUCUUUUUUGAUGUCA